Messenger RNA from Aspergillus novofumigatus IBT 16806, 1803 nucleotides. Its product is annotated as putative cytochrome b5 reductase. Lineage: Eukaryota; Fungi; Ascomycota; Eurotiomycetes; Eurotiales; Aspergillaceae. The transcript is spliced from 2 exons. Gene Ontology annotation, molecular function: oxidoreductase activity. The record is from RefSeq and is a predicted model, not a curated record. Gene Ontology annotation, cellular component: endoplasmic reticulum. The coding region runs from base 262 to 1698 and encodes 478 amino acids.
UCCGACUGAAUAAUGAAUAAUCUACAGAAAGAUCGUUAGUACGGAGUACUCGGUGUACACGAGAAUAGAGUAUGGAUACAGAGUGGUGGUUGAGCAAGAAUAAUCAAUUUUAUCCGUCUUUUCACUGGCCGAUGCUUUCCCUUAAUGGAUGCUAACGUCGACAUAGUUUAUAAAAUCCGCGAACUGCCUGCCACCCCGAAUUGACGCUACUUACUUACGUUCACUUGAAGCUUUCCCCUUUGAUUCUUGAUACCGUUAGCAAUGGCCGUUUCAGCGAUGGCAGAUGUCAGCGGCGCUCAGAAAAGCCCUGUUGUAGAUUUACCGGAGUACACAUUGAAGGAAGUUGCACUGCAUAACCGCAAAGACGACAAUUGGAUUGUGAUCCACGGACAAGUGUACGAUGUGACAAAAUACCAGAAAGAUCAUCCCGGCGGCGCAGAUGUUCUGGUUGAAGUUGCCGGCUCAGAUGCGACGGAAGCAUUUGAAGACAUCGGUCAUUCAGAAGAUUCGCGCGAGAUUCUGCAAGAUUUCCUGAUUGGAACCCUUCAGGACAGGAAAGAAUAUGUUCCUCCGAAGAAAGUUCGCGUCAUCGCUCAGAGUUCCGUCGAGACUCCUUCUUCAUCACCGGCCCGAUACGUAGGAGCGGUCACCAGUCUGCUAGGAGCAGUCGCCUCCUUGAUCUAUGUCUACCGUCGCGGUUCUUUGCACGCACUUGAGACCACAGGGUCACUUCACAGAUAUCUCUCUCCACAUUUAAACGGGCUAAGGCUGCCCCGGGGAGGCUUCGCCAAUGGAUUUAUCGCAGCUACUCUGAUUUGUGCGGCAGCAGGUGGUGUUAUCGCACGUAAAGCCGCCAAACUCACCAAGAUCGAGUCGGGAUUCCUGCACUAUCCGCCGCAUAUCAAGGCACGCAAGGCGCCCAAGGUUGACCCGCACUUGCUUAAAGGGUUCCUUGACCCGAAGGAGUUUCAGCGCCUGCCUCUGAUCCAGAAGGAUCAAUUAUCUUCAAACGUAUACCGCUUCGUGUUUGGGUUACCUGAUAGCAACGGGGUGAUUGGUCUUCCCAUCGGGCAGCACGUCGCCAUUCGCGCUGUCAUCGAUGGUGCUACCGUGAGUCGGUCGUAUACACCCGUUUCGAACAACCUAGACCGAGGAAGACUGGAAUUAGUCGUGAAAUGCUAUCCGGACGGCAUGCUCAGUGGAAAGUACCUAGCGAACCUGCAAGUGGGUGAUGAGGUCGAGUUCAGAGGCCCCAAAGGAGCGAUGCGCUACAAACCAGGGUUCUGCAAAAAGCUGGGAAUGGUAGCCGGAGGAACAGGAAUCACACCUAUGUACCAGCUGAUCCGUGCUAUCUGCGAGGACGAGCGUGAUACGACAGAGAUCAGCCUUAUCUACGCCAAUAGAACCGAGGCAGACAUCUUGCUGCGGGAUGAACUCGAGGAGUUUGCCCGCAAAUAUCCCAAGAAUUUCAAGCUGUGGUACAUGCUUGACACUGCGCCGGAGAAUUGGGCGUAUGGAAGCGGGUUCGUCAACCAGGAGGUCCUCAGUGAGAGGCUAUUCGCGCCUUCGCCUGACAGCAAGGUUCUCCUCUGCGGGCCUCCGGGCAUGGUGAGCGCUACCAAGAAGACGCUGGCUGCGAUGGGAUUCCAGAAGCCAGGACCAGUUUCCAAGAUGACCGACCAGAUCUUUUGCUUCUAAUCUGGUAUCUUCAUUGGCAAGGGGAGGCAUGCGUAUUGUAUCAUACAGUGGAAUGUACUGCAAUUGUUCAUCUCGUGAUGCGCCGAGUAGUCUAGUCGUUUUUCC